UAAAACCAAAAGAAGGAGAAGAAGAAGAAAAAAAAAGUGGACGAAGACGAAGAAGCAUUCGAACGGGAAAAUGGCUGCAUCGAGAGAGUUUUUUUUUAUUGGCGUUUUCUUUUUCUCGGUAUUUUGUAUUGCAUCAUGGAAGUUUUCAUUAAUAGGUGUAAAGGAUGCAGUGAGGUUAGCAGGACGUGGGCUGUUGAUGCUCGGUGUGUUGACUUGGUUGAGCUCUUGCUUCUACCCCAAGCUGAAAUCUUACCUGUGUCCAGCGACUCCAUCGCCAGUGGAAGGUCCAGCUGAAGAUCCACACAAUAGAGUUAAACUGGAGAAAGCUAGAAAGGAGCAACAGCAUCAACACAGCUUUAAGUCAGACGGAUACCUGGAAGCAGUGGUGAAACCUCGACAGGGAGCAGUGCUCAGGAAGAAAGAGGAAGGCUUCUAUCGUAUGUCAGGACAAAGCUGGAAACUUAGCCAGGGUUUCCCACUCGGAGGGCUAAUGAUGCAGGAGGAACAGGUGAUGGCACAUACCACUGCCGAUGAUGACACUCCUAACCACAUGGCUGCAAGGAAGCGAAAGGAGCUAGAGGUGCCGAGUCCAGUUCCCGUCCAGACACAACUGCUGAAAGAAAAAAAGAUCAUAACCUUACCUGAUGAACCUUCAGAAGAUGCUAAUGGGGUUGUAAAAAUUGCUCUGAGAUUUCCCAGCGGAAGAACAGUCCAGAGAAGAUUUUUAAAAACAUGCAGAUCUACAGUCCUUUUAGACUGGUUGCACAAGUCUGGAUACUCUCCCACUCUUUAUGCUUUGUACACGUCUUACCCCAGACGGCCGCUGCCCACACGAACGGACCUCAGCGUGGAAGAUGUUGGGAUUGUCGCACACACCGUCCUUAACGUGGAGGAAAAAGACCCGUCCUAAUAUCAAUACCAAGCAGCGGAGUCGAGGCACCUGGACCUUUAUUUAUAAUGGAAUAUUAGAUGGCCUUCACGCUUCCAAUAAAAGUCCACCCUUUUGAUGGAACUCUUUGACCCAAUUAAAUAGAAAACUCUAUAGAUUGCAGUUACUUCUGGACAUUUCUGUAACAUUUUAACUUGACAUAUUUUUUGUAUUCUUUAUUGCAGGAAAAAAAAAAUCUAUAAUGAAGAAAACCCACUAGGUUUAAACCUUACAAAUCUAUUGACUGAUGUAAAGACUUAGAUGGGCAAUGUAGCAGUUUGAUCUCGUGCACCAUGCUAUGCUUUUCUGUACUUUAUUAGAACUUGCUGGCAAUAUGUUAGUCCUGUCUGAAAAGUAUUGAAACGGCAAGGAAAAAACUGUAUAUUUUUCUAUACGCUGCAGCCACUUGGGUUUGAGAUCGAAAGAUAAAUGAGACAAUGAGAAUUUCAGCAUUCAUGUAGUGAUGUUUACAUCUAGAUGCGGUUAACAACUUAAUGUUGUGGUUAAAUUCUACCCAAUUUGUAGGUUAGCAAAAGUAGAAAGCAGAAAUUCUGUUGAUCCCAAACUAAAAUGUACACGAACAAGAACCGUCCUUACUGUUCCAAUACUUUCAGUAAGACUGUGAUAAGGAUAUGAAAUGUUUUGCUAAUGAAUAUGCUGCUAUAGGAAAAGUCAGAUUAAUGUUAAUGAACAAAUCACUAGGUAUACUCCUUACAUGCUAACUGUAUACAGCCUGCAGCAUUGGUUCAGUCAGGUGAUUUUGUAUAACCACUAAUUACAGGAAAUUCAAUUCAAUAAAAUUGGUACUAUAUUUGCAGCAGAACAGUUUCAUAAGCGUGUUUAUCAAAAGGUAGCUGUUGCUUACAGUGAAAACAACAAUGUUUACAUGACAUCACAGUUCCUGAAAGAGGGUUUGGAAAGAAAAAACAAACCUCACCUUCGGAUUAUGGCUUCAGCUUUAGUUAACUUUGCCCUACAUAGGUUUAAACCGUGCUGGAAGAUUAUGGGUCGCACUAAAGGAAACCAUUAAUGCUUAUUAGAACCUUCGAAUUUUUUAAGAAAGCAAAAAAAGAACAGCAGCUGGUUCUCUUAUGGUGGUUUGUGCUUUAAACAUCAGACCUCACCCAAAGUUACACAUUUGUGAUCAUACAACAGAUUCCAAGAAAAAAAACAAACACACACACCAAACAUUUAUUUGGAGUAGCUUGCAAUAAAAGGACUUUAUUAGUUCAAAUACACCAAAGAAGAGGCAAUCACUUUAUGACAAAUACACAGAAAAGACAGUGAACACAAAAGAUGGUAGACAAAGAGAUAGACGGUUGAGUUAAGAUAGGGCUCCAUAUACAUGAAAGCAUACACUCCCAAAAAGGAAAAGGCUCCUCCCUCAGAUUAAGCAUUCAUACCCAAUAGUAUAGUGUUCGGUGAAGACAGCAAAGGAUGUAAGCUUGUGCACUUGUAUAAAAUGUUACCUUAUUUCACAUGCCUGGCAUUGCCAACUUAAACAACAUUUGUCCAGUGAUACUGAAGGGGGUAAGCUAGAUAUCAGAUUUUUUUUUUUUUUUUUGCUCAGUCAUGUACAUUUCAAGAACAAA
Molecule: messenger RNA, 2520 nt
Organism: Tachysurus fulvidraco (yellow catfish)
Lineage: Eukaryota; Metazoa; Chordata; Actinopteri; Siluriformes; Bagridae
Gene: ubxn8
Product: UBX domain protein 8
Exons: 8
Coding region: 71-910 (279 amino acids)
Cellular component (GO): nucleus; endoplasmic reticulum
Molecular function (GO): ubiquitin binding
Source: RefSeq, a predicted model, not a curated record